GCAAACAAACCCCGUGGACUUCAGGCAGCACGCAAGCUCCGCAACGACCGCAGGGAGAACCGCUGGGCACGUAUCUCUGCGGACAAGGCCUACAAGAAGCGUGCUCUCGGUAACAUCUACAAGACCUCGCCCACGGGUGGUUCAUCUCACGCAAAGGGUAUCGUGCUCGAGAAAGUCGGUGUUGAGGCUAAGCAGCCCAACUCUGCCAUCCGCAAGUGCGUGCGUGUACAAUUGAUUAAGAACGGAAAGAAGGUGACCGCUUUCGUGCCGAAUGACGGUUGCCUGAACUUCGUCGACGAGAACGACGAGGUCCUUAUCUCCGGUUUCGGUCGCCGCGGCAAGGCCAAGGGUGAUAUUCCAGGUGUGCGUUUCAAGGUCGUGAAGGUAUCUGGCGUCGGUCUUCUGGCUCUCUGGAAAGAAAAGAAGGUAAGUGUUGCAGUAGUGUAUCCUAGGCGCGCCAUUUUGACAUGGUGUGAUUGUGCAGGAGAAGCCCCGAUCAUAAAUCCAUGA
Gloeophyllum trabeum ATCC 11539 is the source of this 510-nucleotide messenger RNA. Its product is annotated as ribosomal protein S12/S23. The annotation marks the transcript as partial. The transcript is spliced from 3 exons. Gene Ontology annotation, molecular function: structural constituent of ribosome. The record is from RefSeq and is a predicted model, not a curated record. Gene Ontology annotation, cellular component: cytosolic small ribosomal subunit; ribosome. Gene Ontology annotation, biological process: translation. Lineage: Eukaryota; Fungi; Basidiomycota; Agaricomycetes; Gloeophyllales; Gloeophyllaceae.